AUGAUGAAGACAGUUGAAAUGACCGACCUUGGCUUGAUGAACUAUUUCCUCGGUAUAGAGGUGAAACUACAAAAAGAAGGCAUAUUUAUCUCUCAAAAGAAAUAUAUUGAAGCUCUACUAAAGAAGUUCAAGAUGAAUGGUUGUAAACCUGUCACUACUCCAUUGGUGGUAAACGACAAACUACAAAAAGAUGAUGGAGCACAAGAGGCAGAUGCAUCACGCUACAGGAGUUUAAUUGGAAGUCUCUUGUAUAUGACAACCACACGACCAGACAUUAUGUAUGCUACAAGUCUUCUAUCAAGAUUCAUGCAAAAGCCAAGUCAGAUUGAUUAUGGAGUAGGAAAAAGAAUUUUAAGAUAUUUACAAGGCACAAAGGAGUUUGGUAUAUGGUACAAAACCAUGACUAAUUCAAGAAUGAUUGGCUACACAGGUAGUGAUUGGGCAGGAUCAAUGGACGACAUGAAAAGUAUGUCUGAAUACACUUUCUCACUAGGAUCCGGUAUUUUAUCUUGGGCAUCAAAGAAGCAAGCAACUGUGGCACAAUCAACAGCAGAAGCAGAGCAUGUAGCAGCUGCUGAAACCACAAGUCAAGCAAUAUGGCUAUGA
This is a messenger RNA of Vigna radiata var. radiata (mung bean), 606 nucleotides long. RefSeq lists its product as uncharacterized. The coding region runs from base 1 to 606 and encodes 201 amino acids. The record is from RefSeq and is a predicted model, not a curated record. NCBI's taxonomy places the organism in Eukaryota, Viridiplantae, Streptophyta, Magnoliopsida, Fabales, Fabaceae. The transcript has a single exon.